CUGUUUUUUUACUCACCUUUCAAUGAAGAUUGGAAUGCCCUUCAGCCUUACUCCAAGACAAAGAAAUUAAUCUGGCUGUUUUCUGUCCAUUAUUCCAGUUUGUCAAGAUAUUCUAGAUCCAUCAGCACAACAUUCUAAUGGAUUCCCAAGAUUCUUAUGAUUCCUUGGUAAGAGGCAUUCAGUCCAUCAAUGUCACAGGAAGUUUCAAUCCUUGUGAGCUUUUGCUCACAGGAGACCAAGCCUUCCCAGUGCUUGUGAGUUCGAAUGGGCAAGUUCUCAUUGCCUCAGCCCAGUAUGGGAAAGGCCGGAUGGUGGUUGCUGCGCAUGAAGCAAUGCUACAGCUUCCCCAGUUCUUGCCAUUCAUUAAAAAUGCUCUGGAGUGGCUCAAGCCUUCCCCAACGGCACCCAUCGGGGUCCACAGAAGCCUGGGUGCUCUCUCCAAAUUGCUCCUUGAUGGUGGUGUUAAAGUUUCUCCAGAUGCAACGGUUGGGGACUCCCCAGGGGUCUUCUGCAGAGAUGCCUAUGACGACGUGCAGGCUGAUGAGCUUGUGCAGUUUGUAAAGAGAGGCGGCGGGCUGCUCAUUGGUGGCCAGGCCUGGUACUGGUCAUCUCAACAUAAGAAGGAGGUAGUCCUGGUUCAAUUUCCUGGAAACCUGGUGACCAGUGUGGCUGGAGUAUAUUUCACUGCCAGUGUGGGAGAAAAUGGGGUCUUCUCUGUCCAUGAAAAAGUUCCCAGGAUUCCCCUCAUCACUCAACAUGGAUUAGACAUUGAAAGGGAUAUACUGACUCUUCUGAAAGGAGUGGAGAAAUUCAAUAUAAAGGGUGAUCACCCCCAGGAGACAAUGGUUCCAUCUCCAUUGCUAAUCCAUGGAACAUUGGCAUUUCCAGUCGGCAUAAGCGGUACCUAUGACUCCUUCUUGGCAGCUGCAUACUACGGUAGAGGACGCAUUAUGGUUGCCUCUCAUGAAGGCUUCUUUAAUGUGCCGUCAAUGAAAAGUUUCCUCCUCAAUGCCAUCAGUUGGCUUUCUGCUGGAAAGGAAAGAAAGGUGGGUAUCGGAGACAACUUACAGGAACUUUACUCCACGUUAAAUCAAGCAAUGAUCCCCUGUGAGCUAACCGACUUAAAGGAAGACCUAGGCGUAUACUGUUGUACGGCCUACAAUGCCAAAGAGAUGGCAAGCAUCCAUGAGUUUGUCUCCGAAGGAGGAGGACUCCUGAUUGGGGGUCAAGCUUGGUAUUGGAGUUAUGAGAAUCCUAACUCCAGUGCUAUUGCAGAAUAUCCAGGAAAUAAGAUCCUGAAGAAGUUUGGAAUUGGGAUUGCUGGAAAGUCUAUUGAAAUCCCUGAGAACAGCUGUCCUGUGGGAGAGGCCAGCGAAGUGGCUUCCACUUAUCACUUCCGGAAAGCACUCUUUCAGUUCAUGGAACACGUUCGGAACAAGCAGAUUCUACAACCACCAUAUUCCUUGUGGCUCCGAAAGCUGCUACAAGAUGCUACAAUAUUCCUUGAGAUCCCAGCUAUGAACUCCCGUCCUUUCUCUUCAGUUCGUGAUGACAUUCUAGAGUUGAUUCAAAUUAAAGGGAUUCCUGAGGUCAGUGCACACAACCCAAUCCAAGCCAAUUCAGACCAAGCCAUCUUACUUCAAAUAGCUUCUGUGCUCUACAAUGUUCUACCAGAGUUUCAAGCCGUAGUACCCAGCCUGAGCCCACAUAAUUCAAACCCUUAUCCUACAGCACCUCCUCAAACCAUUCAAGUAAAUGGAAGCAACCCAGGAGAUGAAGCUUGGAGAAGCACUGGCAUGUAUGCUCCCCCCGCAAAAACGGUCACUUUAUUAUUCCCACCCUCCACCCUCAGUGCAAAAUUGCAGGUACAGAUGGGCUGCCACACAGAUAAUUUAAUGGCUCUUGGAAAAUGGGAACGUCCUCCAGUAGCAACAAGGCGGUUUCAGGUGCAGAGUGAGAAGAUGGAGAUCUCCAGUUUGUGGGGUGGCCUCCUGUAUGUCAUUGUGCCAAAAAAGUCCUCACUGGGCUACAUCUCAGUCACCAUAGAAGGGGCCACCAGGGCGCCUUAUUUCAAGCACGGUGAAACCAGCAAGCAGGAUUGGCGUGAGACCGUCAGCCUCUAUCCUGCUCCCUGGGCGGAACUUGAAACUGAGAAUAUCAUCCUUACCCUGCCCUCAGAUGCUGUGCGGAAAAAUGACAAGAUUGAGUUCCUGCUCAAGACCUGGGACCAGAUGAUGAGGGCCAUUGCCAAGUUAGCAUCCAUCCCUUUCCCUUUCCCCAGACCAGAGAGAAUUGUGACAGAUGUUCAGAUAUCAGCAGGUUGGAUGCACUCUGGGUACCCAGUCAUGAGUAAUGUGGGGGCAUUGCCUGAGAUUAUAGAUGUGCAGGCUUUCUAUGCCAAAGGAACCUGGGGCCCAAUCCACGAAUUGGGUCACAACCAGCAGAAAAGUGGGUGGAAUUUCCCACCCCAUACCACGGACGCCACCUGCAACCUCUGGUCUGUUUAUGUCAAUGAGACCGUGCUGAGCAUCUCUAGAGAAAUAGCCCAUCCAGAGCUUCUGCCGAAUGCAAGAAAGGGAAAGAUUGAGAAGUACAUUAAAAAUGGAGCUAAGCUGAAGGACUUCGAAAUGUUCACUGCAUUGGAACCAUAUUUGCAGCUGCAGGAAGCCUUUGGGUGGGAGCCUUACAUCCGCAUUUUAGCCAAAUAUCAAACCAUGAGCAACAUCCCAAGUGUCAACAAAUCCAAGAUGAACCUGUGGGCAGAAACUUUCUCUCAGGAAGUCAAGAGAAAUCUGGGCCCUUUCUUCAAAACCUGGGGGUGGCCCAUUGAGGACAAGGUCUCCGAGAAGCUGGCCAGAUCCUUCCCUGCAUGGGCUGAGGAUCCAAUGGUGCAGCAUCGGUCUCCCUGAAGGACCAGAAGCCAAGAUCAGCCCCACCAGAGAACACUGGAAUCGGGGAGACGUGUUGCUCAAAACUGAGACUGGUAAAAUGAACUGCAGCAUAAAAUCCUGUUUAGUUGCUGCCCAUGGAGGAUUUGAGCUCCACUAUUUGGAAAAUACCUCUUUCCGUGUUGCCAAAUAACUGAGGACCUUAAUCUGGGAAUCCUUAUUCUUGCAAUCUUUAGAGCUGAAUAUUUUAAGCCUAGAUGAAAAAAACUAAACAACCUCAUCUUAAACACUGAUCCAAUACGGGGGAAAUGGGACCUGUCAAUGGUCUGCUAGCAAUAUAAGGCCACAGGUAAAGAGGAAAUAAUCUUUCCAUUACACCCUCUAAUGUUCUAUUAUCUUUAGCUCCCAAAUUGGCAUAUAUUUUUCAUAAAGAACUCUUUUUGAUGAUGCCACACAUUUGAAAUGAUGGUUGUUAAGCUCUUUGCAGUUUUGAAUCAUAGCAUUUUAUCUUAAAAAUAUAUCUGCUUGAUGUUUCUCAGUGGCUUGUGCCCUCUGAUGUAUUUGAUCUUUCCUGAAUUGAGUGUAUUCUGUAUUCUAUCAGGUUACAGUACAUCUUUUUUCCAGUUUCUGCUGUCACUUUAUGACUGUAUAACGAAUAAAAUUUCAAAUGCUUUCUU
Candoia aspera is the source of this 3565-nucleotide messenger RNA. Its product is annotated as TRPM8 channel-associated factor homolog. The coding region runs from base 138 to 2909 and encodes 923 amino acids. Gene Ontology annotation, cellular component: plasma membrane. Lineage: Eukaryota; Metazoa; Chordata; Lepidosauria; Squamata; Candoiidae. The transcript has 9 exons. Gene Ontology annotation, molecular function: transmembrane transporter binding. Gene Ontology annotation, biological process: positive regulation of protein targeting to membrane. The record is from RefSeq and is a predicted model, not a curated record.